This is a messenger RNA of Rhizopus microsporus ATCC 52813, 1491 nucleotides long. Its product is annotated as Pkinase-domain-containing protein. The coding region runs from base 1 to 1491 and encodes 496 amino acids. Gene Ontology annotation, cellular component: cytoplasm. Gene Ontology annotation, molecular function: ATP binding; protein serine/threonine kinase activity. Gene Ontology annotation, biological process: regulation of MAPK cascade; intracellular signal transduction; protein phosphorylation. The record is from RefSeq and is a predicted model, not a curated record. The transcript is spliced from 3 exons. NCBI's taxonomy places the organism in Eukaryota, Fungi, Mucoromycota, Mucoromycetes, Mucorales, Rhizopodaceae.
AUGGCAAGUUCCAGUUCUUUUCAUACAAAAAUAUCUUCUCCAUACAACAUGGUUCAUGUGACGCAUGUAGGAUAUAACCCUCAAACUGGAGAAUUUACAGGAAUGCCAAGAGAAUGGCAAAUUCUAUUGCAACAGAGUGGUAUCACGAAAAAGGAACAACAGCAGAAUCCUCAGGCCGUACUGGAUGCACUAGAUUUCUUUAAAGAAUCCAACAAGGACUCUGUUUGGGAAAAAUUCGAUAAUGUUCAUCCACGUCACUAUAACAUACCUCCGCCGUUACCGCAGCGCGUACGGCCCACUGGUGAACCAAAACCCAUCGUGCCUUCUCGGCCACUCUCACAGCGUACACCCCCUCCUAUACCAGCUCGACCGGAAUUGAAAAAGCAACCACCACCUAAACCUCCAGCAUCAUCGAAACCGAAAAACCUCAUCACACCACAAAUACAACAACAAGAACAUCAGGAACAACCAAAUCAAGAGCAACAACAACAUGGCUCUGUUUAUAUUGCCUCUAUGCCAGCACCUUUAGACCCUGAUCUGGAUAACUUUGACCAAUAUAGAAAGCAGAGAAGAGAACAACGACAACAAAAGGAAGCAGUAAAGGAUGCUCAAGUGAUUGCUGAUCUUAGAGCGGUUUGUACCGAGGCCGAUCCUACGAAAUUGUACAGGAAUAUGAUAAAGAUUGGACAAGGUGCUACAGGUGGUGUAUAUAUAGCUCAAUCAGUCGAUACCAACAUGUCUGUUGCCAUCAAGCAGAUGAACUUAGCACAACAACUAAGAAAGGAGGUCAUUAUUAAUGAAAUACUCGUUAUGAGAGAGGCCCAACACAAGAACAUUGUCAACUAUAUCGACUCGUUUUUGAUCACUAAUGAAUUAUGGGUCGUCAUGGAGUAUAUGGAAGGAGGCUCGCUAACGGAUAUUGUGACAACGAGUAUGAUGACAGAGAGUCAGAUAGCAACUGUAUGUCGAGAGACAUUGGAGGGUAUACAUCAUCUGCAUCAAUUAGGUAUCAUUCAUCGUGAUAUCAAAUCUGAUAAUGUCCUCUUGGGUUUGAACGGCCAAGUAAAGCUCACUGACUUUGGUUUCUGUGCAAGACUUAAUGAUUCUGAAACGAGAACAACGAUGGUAGGCACACCAUAUUGGAUGGCGCCAGAAGUAGUGACCCGUAAAGAGUACGGACCAAAGAUUGAUAUCUGGUCAUUGGGCAUAAUGACGAUCGAGAUGAUUGAAGGGGAACCUCCUUAUUUACACGAGAAUCCAUUAAGAGCAUUAUAUCUGAUUGCCACGAACGGUACACCUUCGCUACAGCAUCCAGAUGAACUAUCAGAUGCGCUUAAAGACUUUUUGAAACAGUCCUUGACUGUCGACAGCAAGGGUAGACCUGAUGCAAAUGCCCUGCUGAGUCAUCCAUUUCUUCAGCGUGGGGAUCAUGUUCGAACCUUGAUUCCACUGAUAAAAGCAAGUAGAGAUUUAAAGAAAAAGAGCUCCUGA